Passer montanus (Eurasian tree sparrow) is the source of this 5124-nucleotide messenger RNA. RefSeq names its product myosin IC (gene MYO1C). Bases 662 to 3748 code for a protein of 1028 amino acids. Gene Ontology annotation, molecular function: ATP binding; actin filament binding; microfilament motor activity. Gene Ontology annotation, biological process: vesicle transport along actin filament; actin filament organization. The record is from RefSeq and is a predicted model, not a curated record. Gene Ontology annotation, cellular component: actin cytoskeleton; plasma membrane; myosin complex. The transcript is spliced from 32 exons. NCBI's taxonomy places the organism in Eukaryota, Metazoa, Chordata, Aves, Passeriformes, Passeridae.
GAAGAAGCAGAAAGAAAAGGAGAGUAAAAAAAAAAAAAAAAAGAGAUGAGCUGCACUUCCUGGAGAGAAAAGCAGGGCAUGGCUGGUGCUGGCAGCCUGGCAGGUGGUGAGUGCUGGGAGGGACUGAGGACUUCCCUGCUGCUCUGGCAGGCUGGUCAUGAGGGCUCCAUGUGAAGAGGAAAUGUUGCAAGAGAUGUGGUGUUCUCUAUGCAAAAAACCCUUGUGUUGUGCAGGAGGCUGUUUGAUCUCUCUCUUCAAACUGAAACCUGAGUGGUUGCCAAGUGUCUGCUCUGAAGUUUCCGGAUCUAGGUGGGGACAGGGGAGUUCCAACUGUAACCUGAAUGUGUUGAACUGGCAGCUGCUGGUGUCCAACCACUUGCACUGGGAGGAAAAUUGCACAAAGUGGCUCCGUGUAGGAUGAGAAUGUGAGCUAUGUCCAGGCUCACGGCCAUGGAACUCAAAGCUGCUCUCCUGUCACUGUUUAUUUUUCUCUGGAGGCUUCAGUGAAGUUGGCUGUUUGUCACUGAGUGCAGCUUUGCUGGAAUGCUGCCUGCCUGCCAUUGGAAUAAGGGAGCACCUGUGACAGGACUGUGGUGUCACCUGAGAGGAAGGAAAUCAGUGUUGCUGCAGGGGACUGGGAGCCAACGGCAUCCGGCUGAGCAUGGAGAGCGCGCUGACCGCCCGCGACCGCGUCGGGGUGCAGGACUUUGUCCUGCUGGAGAACUUCACCAGCGAGGCUGCCUUCAUUGAGAACCUGAGGAAGCGCUUCAAGGAGAACCUGAUCUACACCUACAUUGGCUCCGUGCUGGUGUCUGUGAAUCCCUACAAGGAACUGGAAAUCUACACCAAGCAGAACAUGGAGCGGUACCGCGGCGUCAGCUUCUAUGAAGUCUCCCCUCACCUCUACGCCAUCGCGGACAACUCGUACCGCUCGCUGCGCACCGAGAGGAGGGACCAGUGCAUCCUCAUCUCCGGCGAGAGCGGCGCCGGCAAAACCGAGGCCACCAAGAAGAUCCUGCAGUACUACGCUGUCACCUGCCCCGCCAGCCAGCAGGUCGAGACCGUCAAGGACCGGCUGCUGCAGUCCAACCCCGUCCUGGAGGCCUUUGGAAAUGCAAAAACCCUUCGGAAUGACAACUCCAGUCGGUUUGGGAAGUACAUGGAUGUGCAGUUUGAUUACAGGGGGGCUCCUGUUGGGGGCCACAUCUUGAACUACCUCCUGGAGAAAUCCCGAGUUGUGCACCAGAACCACGGCGAGAGGAACUUCCACAUCUUCUACCAGCUGCUGGAGGGAGGGGAGGAGGACCUGCUGAGGAGGCUGGGCCUCGAGAAGAACCCACAGCAGUAUCACUAUUUAGUAAAGGGUCACUGUGCAAGGGUCAGUUCCAUAAAUGACAAAAAUGAGUGGAAGAUCAUGAGGAGAGCCCUGUCUGUUAUCGGCUUCAAUGACAGUGAGGUGGAGGAUUUGCUGAGCAUUGUGGCCAGUGUCCUGCACCUGGGGAAUGUCCAGUUUGCUGCUGAUGAGCAGGGCAAUGCUCAGGUCACUACAGAGAAUCAGAUUAAAUACCUGGCCAGGCUGCUGGCAGUGGAUGGCUCAGUUCUUCGGGAUGCACUGAUCCACAAGAAGAUCAUAGCAAAAGGGGAGGAGCUGGUGAGUCCCCUGAACCUGGAGCAGGCAGCCUACGCCAGGGACGCGCUCGCCAAGGCCGUCUACGGCCGCACCUUCUCCUGGCUGGUCAACAAGGUCAACAAAUCCCUGGCUUACAAGGAAGAGAAGUUUCCAGGCUGGAGAAGUACAACAGUUCUAGGAUUGCUGGACAUCUAUGGGUUUGAGGUUUUCCAGCACAACAGCUUUGAGCAGUUUUGUAUUAAUUAUUGCAAUGAAAAGUUGCAGCAGCUCUUCAUAGAGCUGACCCUGAAGUCAGAGCAGGAGGAGUACGAGUCCGAGGGCAUCGCGUGGGAACCAGUUCAGUAUUUCAAUAACAAAAUAAUUUGUGAUUUGGUGGAAGAGAAAUUCAAAGGCAUCAUUUCUAUUUUGGAUGAGGAGUGUCUGAGACCUGGGGAUGCCACAGACACAACAUUCUUGGAGAAACUGGAGGAGACUGUGAAGAACCACCCUCAUUUUCUCACGCACAAACUCGCUGACCAGAAGACGCGCAAGUCGCUGGGGCGGGAGGAGUUCCGGCUCUCGCACUACGCUGGGGAUGUCACCUACAGUGUUGCAGGUUUUCUAGAUAAAAACAACGACCUUCUCUUCCGGAACCUGAAGGAGACCAUGUGCAACUCAGAGAACCCCAUCAUAAACCAGUGCUUUGAUAGGACAGAGCUGACAGACAAAAAGAGACCUGAAACGGCAGCAACUCAGUUCAAAAACAGCCUCUCCAAACUCAUGGAAAUCCUGAUGUCCAAAGAACCCUCCUACAUUCGCUGCAUGAAACCCAACGAUGCCAAACAGGCUGACCGGUUUGAUGAAGUCCUGAUCCGACACCAGGUGAAGUACCUGGGGCUGAUGGAGAACCUGCGCGUGCGCCGGGCCGGCUUCGCCUACCGCAGGAAAUACGAGGUGUUCCUGCAGAGGUACAAAUCCCUGUGUCCAGAGACGUGGCCCACGUGGGAUGGGCGGCCCUAUGAUGGGGUGGCUGUGCUGGUGAAGCACCUUGGCUACAAACCAGAAGAAUACAAAAUGGGACGAACAAAGAUUUUUAUCCGCUUUCCCAAGACCUUGUUUGCCACAGAAGAUGCUCUGGAAGUGAGGAAACAGAGUCUGGCCACAAAAAUGCAGGCGACGUGGAGAGGUUUCUACCGCCGGAAGAAAUUCCUGACCAUGAAACGCUCAGCCAUCACCAUCCAGUCCUGGUGGAGGGGAACCCUGGGACGCGGAAAAGCUGCCAAGAGGAAAUGGGCAGUGGAGACAAUCAGGAGGUUCAUUAAAGGCUUCAUUUACCGGAACCACCCGCGGUGCCCAGAGAACGAGUAUUUCCUGGAUUACAUCCGAUUCUCCUUCCUGAUGAACCUCAAGAGGAACUUACCAAAAAAUGUCUUGGACAAAUCGUGGCCAACUCCUCCCCCAUCACUCUGUGAGGCGUCGCAGCUCCUGCGCAGGCUCUGCAUGCAGAACAUGGUCUGGACCUACUGCAAGAGGAUCAGCCCCGAGUGGAAGCAGCAGUUGGAACAGAAAGUAAUUGCCAGUGAGAUUUUCAAGGGCAAAAAAGACAAUUAUCCUCAGAGUGUUCCCAGGCUCUUCAUCAACACUCGACUGGGUAGAGAAGAAAUAAAUACUAAAGUCCUUCAGGCAUUAGAAAAUGAAGGACUUAAGUAUGCAGUGCCCGUGGUCAAGUACGACAGGAAGGGCUACAAGGCAAGGGCACGGCAGCUGCUGCUCACCCAGAGCUCGGCCAUCGUGGUGGAGGAGGCCAAGAUCAAGCAGCGCAUCGACUACGCCAACCUGACAGGCAUCUCUGUCAGCAGCCUGAGCGACAACUUGUUUGUGCUGCACGUGCACUGUGAGGACAACAAGCAGAAGGGUGAUGUAGUCCUGCAGAGUGACCACGUGAUUGAGACACUGACAAAAACAGCCAUUCUGGCCAACAAAAUCAACAAUGUCAACAUCAACCAGGGCAGCAUAAAGUUCACAGUGGGACAAGGCAAAGAAGGGAUCAUCGACUUCAUCUCGGGAUCAGAACUGCUCAUAGCCAAAGCCAAGAACGGGCAUCUAACAGUGGUUGCUCCUCGGUUGAAUUCCCGAUGAUGAAAAUUCCCUGCUCCAGGAAUUCCCUUCUCUCCAAGGAAUUGGCUGAACAUUGCUCCCAGCAAACCCCUCCUCCUCGCUUUGCUCUUUCUGUUACUACCAAAGACCUGCACUUUCAGAACAACCACAAAAUACAUCCUUGCUCUCCUGUCUUACUCUCAAAGUCCCAAAGGCCUUCUCCUCUCUUCCUUACCAGACUGAGCCUGGGGUCCAGCACAGCAUUCCUGCAACCACAGCUCAGGACCUUCAGCUGGGCUUUGAGGAAGAGUUCAAGCCCUGAUGGAAAUGACCAAAAAUUGUGCUUGUCAUCACCAAAAAAAAGCACAAUCAGAAAACAAGUAACUCUGCUGCUUUCUCAGCCAAAUCACUGAAAUGCCAAACUUUGUAUUAUGAAGAAUUUUGCUCGGAGAUGUUUUAAUGCUUUGUGUUACAAAUAUAGUGAAGCCAUAUUGUGUAAAUGAGUAAAACCUGUAAAUACUUUAUAGCCAAGGAUGAGAUGCACUACGAGAGAUGGAGUUGAUGUGGAAAUUUUAUGUUUUAGAUUUGGAAUUUUUGUUGGUUUUAGUUUAUGGUUACAAGGUAUAACCUGAAAAACCCAUCAUGUAACUUCACUGAUCAGGAGCCAGAGACUUUCAUCUUUUUUUGAAGUCAGCUGUCCCAUUUCUUGCUCUCUAUUUUUAUACCAUAGGAAUUUUUCAUAUCCACACAAACACAAUGUAAUACAAACUGCAGAGGUUACCACUGCUCUGGGCUGGCCAUGGGAUGAACAUGAGCCACCCCUCCCUUUCUUUCCCAGUCUGGGAGUCCCCACUCCCCCUCCCCACACAGCUCCGCAGGCUCAGAGCAGCACCUUCAGGAAAAAUGCCUCUUCCUCUUGUUCCAUAACUGGAAGUCUGAUUCCUACAGUAUUUAUACCAGUGCCUCAGUGCUGCCUUAGCAGGGAGGGCACUGCUGCUGCCCCACAGCUCCAGGGCCACAGGGGCUGGCUGCAGCACAGGCUCCUCCUCAGCACCUUCCUUUAAUCCAAACAGCUGCAGGGUGCAGGGCUGCAUGGGGAGCUCCUGCUGCAUCCCUGGCACAGCUCCACAGCCCAGCCUGUGCAUCCUGCUCUACUUGCCUUAGACACCCUUCCCCUCCAUCCUGCAGCAGCCACAGCCAGCCCUGAAUGCCUCUCACCCACUGCUGCCUCUCACAGCCUCAGCUCCCUGUCCUGCUCUGGCUCCUGACACGAUGCCAUUGCCCAGCCUGCUCCUGGCUGGGAUGUGGGGUACACUGCAGGCCAUCCCCAGAUGUGCUCAGUGUGUGCAGAGCACGCUGCAGAUGUUGGUGUAUAACCUCUGCCAGACUACGCUGAAUAAAUUUUUACAAAAAACCAA